UGACAGUGAAAUUGGGGGAAACACCCUCGCACAGUUUUUGUUGAUUUCUUGGCGUUUUUUCGCCAAAAUAGCUAUUUUUGCUGGUCAAAAAUUGUUAAUAAACCUACUGUGAAAGAGAUGUGUCGUAUCCUAAUUUAUGGAUGUCAUGCAGUUGACAAACAAAUCACCACAGAAGGCACACAAACAUUAAUAUCGUGCAGACAAAUAAUCGGUGACAACAAGGAAGAUUUUACAAAGCAGGAAUAUAAAGCUGAAAUUCUCAUAAAUCAUGCACAAUUUCCUGAUUUGCAUGAAUUGGUAUUUGUACAAUCGGUAAAAGAGGAAGAACCAGAAGUUAAAAGUGAAUCCGAUGAGCCGUAUCAGGAGUUUGUCGAGGCAAUUGCAACGUUCUCAGAAAAAGAGGAAUGUGAAAGGAUUAAAUCUUCAGAAAGUGAUUCUCCUGCCCCAGACAAUGAUGACUACGAAGAAGGGGAUGAAGAGGAGGAAGAAGAAGAAGAUGUAAAACCAGUGAUAAAGAAAAGAAAACCCAGAAAAACUGAUCCUGAAGCACCAUACAAAUGUUCUCAUUGUGAAAAAAUUCUCAAAACAAGACGCACCUACCGGACCCACAUAAAAAUGCACCGAGAACGGAAAUACAUCUGCGAAUUGUGUUCUAGGGGCUUUGUAAACUUUGAAAAAUUGAAGAGACACAUGCGAAAGCAUACAGGAGAGAAGGCAUUUGCCUGUACAAUAUGCCCAAAAUCCUUCAAUUCUCGUCACCAUCUAGACGUUCACAUUCGCAGUCAUACAAAUGAGAGGCCCUUUAAGUGUCAUCUGUGUCCAAAAUCCUUCCAGUCCAAGUCAAAUCUCAAUCCUCAUCUCCGUGGACAUACUGGAAUUAAAUCAUUCGUUUGUGAAGUUUGUGGCAAAGCUCUAGCUACCAUGGCCAGUCUCACGAAACACAUGAAUAGCCAUGAAGAUGUAAAAUUCGAAUGUUUCGUCUGCCAAAAGAUAUUCUCAUCAGUAGGCACAAGAGAUCGGCACCUGAAAACUCAUACCGGCGAGAAGAAACACAAAUGCACAAUAUGCGAUAAAGCUUUUGUCCGGAAAGAUCAUGCUAAGAAUCAUAUGCUCAUGCACGUCAAACGUGGCAGAGACAAGCAAAUUGAUGACUCCAAGGACGACAAGAGAAACGAGAGAUACCAAGAAUUUGAUGCAGAAAUUGUGAUAGCCCAUGCCAGAUUUCCUGAAUCUCACAAAUUAGUAUUUGUUCAGAAUGCUAAAGAAGAGGAGUUUGAGGUCAAGAGUGAAACUGAAGAACUUGGAGAAGUGGUCGUACCAAUUGAACCAUAUUCACCAAAGGAAGAAUCUGACAGACUGAGGUUGUCCGACAGUGAAGAUCAAGAACGAGAAAAUGAACCAAAGGUUGAUCCAUUGAAGAAGAGAAGGAAAGUACGAAAACCACAGAAACCUAUUUCUGACGCUCCAUACAACUGUUCAGAAUGCGGAAAGAUCCUCAAAGCCAGGCGAACCUAUCUCACUCACAUGCAUAGACAUCGCAAACGGAAGUAUUUCUGUGAACUCUGUUCUAGAACCUUCACCGACCUAGAAAACCUAAAGAGGCAUAUGCGUAAACACACGGGAGAGAGAGCAUUUCCCUGCAACAUCUGUCCGAAAUCUUUCAAUUCUCGCUACCAUCUCGAGGAUCAUAUUCGCAUCCAUACAAAUGAGCGCCCCUUCCAAUGUUCCCACUGUCCAAAUGCCUUCCCAUCCAAGUCCAAUCUUCAUUCUCACAUGCGAACUCAUGUGGGAGUGAAGGUGGUCUGUGAAUUAUGCGGAAAAACUCUAUCGUCAAUGUCUUGCCUCACAAAACACAUGACCAGCCACAAGGAUCUAAAAUUUGAGUGUUCUGUCUGCAAGAAAACCUUCUCCUCCAUUGCAAUACGCGAUCGUCAUGUAAAAACACAUACCGGAGAGAAGAAACACAAAUGCAACAUUUGCGAUAAAGCUUUUGUCCGAAAAGAUCAUGCUAAGAAUCAUAUGGCUAUGCAUGUCAAGCGUGCCCGGGAUAAGCCAUAUCAGAUAGAUUAUUUAGCUAUGUGUAGAAUAUUAAUCUAUGGAUGUCACAGUGUAGAAAACCAUAGUACGAAGAAUGGAACGACUACAAUUGUUUUCUGCAGGAAAGAUGAGGUUGGCCAGGAUCAGAAACCUCUGGAUGCUAAGUUUGAGUCAGAAAUAUUCUUAUCACACGAUGUCCUGCCAGAGACACGUGAAAUCAUGUUUGUGCCAUGGGUCAAUAAGGAGGAAUUUGAAGAGAAACUGGAAUCUGAAGAACCCCAUCAGGAGAAAGUGGAAGUGAUUGCAUAUUUUUCUAAUGAUUCCAACGAUGAUGAGGAGGAUAUUGCUAAUGAUGAUGUAGUUAAGGAGGAAUGUGAGGCAGAAGAGAUUGAGAAGCCAGUCAAAAGGACUCGUCGGAGAAGAAUGUCCGGAAGUGAAAGGGAUCAGGAAGCGUAUGACUAUGUGACGGAAAAUGGGCGAUUGAAGUGCUCUCAGUGCUCAAAAACCCUCAAGACUCGGCGUAGCUACAGGAAUCACAUGAAACUCCACAAGAGACGAAGAUUCAAGUGUGACAAUUGUGGCAGAGGAUUCUCCAGCAUCGAGAAACUAGAGCGACACAUGAGAAUUCAUACCGGCAAAAAGCCCUUCCUAUGUGAACUCUGUCAGCGCAGCUUUGACUAUCGCCACAGCCUGGAUGUCCACAUGAGAAGCCACACCAAGGAACGACCCUAUUCCUGCGAUCAGUGUACAAAAACCUACACAACCAAAGGGAAUCUCAAUCUGCAUCUCAGAGCUCAUGCCGGCAUCAAGUUAUUCGUUUGUGAACUCUGUGGAAAGACCUGUGACACCAGAGGAAACCUCCGCAAACAUAUGGAAAUCCACAAUGACGACAGAGUGUUUGAAUGUAAAAUCUGCCAGAAGACAUUCCUUCAUCCGGCAUCCAGGGAUCGCCAUCUGAAAUCCCAUACGGGAGAUAAAAAACACAAAUGCGACAUUUGUGAUAAGAAAUUCAUGAGACGGGAUCAUGCAAAGAAUCACAUGGCAUUGCAUAUCAAAAAGGGCAAGGAUAGAUUCUAGUUUUGAACCCGGAUUCAGCAUUUUUCCCCGCCAUCCGGAAGCACAUAACCUCACAUUUGACUAUCCGAAGCGCCGCCUUGCGUCAGGUAGUGAAAUGUGCGCUGGCACUUUCCCGCUACUUUUGUCCAUGAUGAAAAGAAAAUUAGUUUUUCACAAUAAUUUUCCAGUAAUUACAGCAUUUAAUGUAUCUAAAUAAAAUAAUAAAGUGGAAAAAAAUAAUUAAAA
Messenger RNA from Phlebotomus papatasi, 3339 nucleotides. RefSeq names its product zinc finger protein 271-like. Lineage: Eukaryota; Metazoa; Arthropoda; Insecta; Diptera; Psychodidae. Bases 118 to 3114 code for a protein of 998 amino acids. Gene Ontology annotation, biological process: regulation of transcription by RNA polymerase II. The transcript has 5 exons. Gene Ontology annotation, molecular function: DNA-binding transcription factor activity; RNA polymerase II cis-regulatory region sequence-specific DNA binding. The record is from RefSeq and is a predicted model, not a curated record.